AACCAUCCUAUCUUCUCAACAUUCACUUUGCCUCUGAGCGCCCACACUCUCCGAAACCCUUUCAAAACCCUCCUCUGCUCUUUCUCCUAUUCUCACUCUCCUUUCGAUCUUUCUAUUCUCGUAAAGCAAUGGAGUUCUGGGGUGUUGAAGUUAAAGGUGGAGAGCCUCUAAAGGUCCAACCAGGUGAUGAUAAGAUUUUGCAUCUCUCGCAGGUGGCUCUUGGUGAGAUCAAGAAUGACAAAGGAAAUGCCCCUGUUCUUCUAUCUGUGAAGAUUGAGGGCCAGAAGAUUGUUUUGGGAACACUGUCAGCAGAGAAAUGCACUCAUAUGUCACUUGAUUUGGUAUUUGAGAAAGAGUUUGAACUUUCUCAUAAUUGGAAAAACGGAAGUGUCUAUUUCUCCGGAUACAAAUCUAUUAUUAAUGAUGAUGAGUUGAUGGAUGAUUUUACCAAUUCUGAAUCUGAUUUUGAUGAGGAAACUCCUCUCACCACAACACAGAAUGGGAAACCUGAGCGCAAGGACGAACAAGCAAAGGUAGCUGCAAACAAGUCAAAUGCUGCCAAACCUGACUCUGCAGCUAAGCCAAAGGUGAAGAUUGUGGAACCAAAUAAAGAUGACAAAUCCAAGGAAGAUGAAUCUGACGACAGUGAUGGAGAUGACGAUUUUGAAGAUGAUGAUGAUGAUUCUGAAGAUGAAUCUGAUGAUGAGGAAAUGCUUGAUGCUGGUGAUGAAAGUGAUGAAGAUGAUGAUGAAGAGGAAGGCUCUGAUGAGGAAGAUGAGGAGACACCAAAGAAGAAGGCAGAGCUGGUCAAGAAGAGAGGCGCAGAAUCAGCUUCCAAGACACCUACUCCUGGGAAGAAAGCAAAAUUAGUCACGCCACAAAAGACAGAUGGCAAGAAAAGUGGUGGUCAUACAGCAACUCCAUUCCCUAAACAGGGUGGCAAGACUCCUGCAAACAGUGCCGGGAAAAAGCAGCAACAGACUCCAACAUCCGAUGGGCAGGUUUCCUGCAAAUCCUGCAACAAGACAUUUAAGUCAGAAAUUGCUUUGCAAUCCCACACAAAGGCCAAACAUGCUGCUGCCAAGUGAAGUUGGGAGUGUUCUGUAUUUGGAUUGCUGCUUGAAAUUUUGGUAGAUUUUAGUUGGUUUUGAGAUGGCAUAGAGAGUCGAAAUAGUUAAAAGAGAGAGUCAUGGAUUUUGGAUUUUUAGAAGAUGAUAUAUAGUAAUAGGUUCUUGUUAUUGAGAAGAGGUGCUUGGUAAUGGGGAUAUAUUGUUCAAACUUCAAACUACUAUUGAUUUUCUUGUCUCUCCUGUAGACAGUAAGCAAUCAAUUUAAAUGCCUAUUAAUUCA
Molecule: messenger RNA, 1350 nt
Organism: Nelumbo nucifera (sacred lotus)
Lineage: Eukaryota; Viridiplantae; Streptophyta; Magnoliopsida; Proteales; Nelumbonaceae
Product: histone deacetylase HDT1-like
Source: RefSeq, a predicted model, not a curated record